GGUGGCCGGAGGGUGAUUCGUAGAGUUGUCGAGCCCCGUCCAUAGCUUCUCUAACCGCUGCUUGCACUGCGGCUUGCAUAAGUGACUGAAUAUCAAAAACGUCCGCGUUGUUGCCGUUUGUUCGGUGCACUUGUCCCAGCAUCAGCGUUGCUGUGAGUGUGGUGUCCCAUGCGAAUCGUGCCGUAAAGCCCACUUGAUGGUGUCGCAUCGCUGUCCGCGCCCUCUUCUCCAUUCCUGUGGCUGUUAACGACUUGUACGUUGUCGUCGACUACGUUCGCCAGGUUUUGGUCAACAGUAGUGCUGGAUUCUGUCAGCGUCCCGUCCAUCGUUCGCGGAGCGUCCACGUUACGUGUUGCACGGCGCGUGAGCAUACUUUGCAAUCCAACUCAAUCAAAGCCCACCUUGUUCUGAUGAUGAAAAUGGCGAGUCGAUCCCACUUCUGAUUUCUGUAGGCUUCAAACGAGAAGGGUUUAUUUGUCUUGCAUUAUACACACACAUAGGAGUAGAUUAACUUAUGAGUAGGAGUACGCGUAGAGCGUUGCUGCGCGUGAUCAUGUUCUGUUCGUUGCUCCUUGGGAAGUGUAUGUUCCAAGGUAUAUCUAAGCAGGUAGCGCAACUCCCAUAGGCCCCUGUGUCUUCAGAAUGACGCCAUGAUAGAGACAGUCAGCGCCAUCCAUCCGUUGAGCGGACUACUACGAUUGUAAAUAAAUGACGUCAGCACUAUGAAUAAUAAGUAGUGCAUAAUUAGGCAUGGCACGUUUACAUUCGUGCACUUUGUUUGCGUUGUAUACCCUUUUCCUCACCCAAGCAACAACACCAGACAAGAAUAUAGAAAAAUAAAUCACAACAAGUUUAAUUAAAUAUAUCAGUUCGAAAUACAUAGAGUUAUCACAGAUUUAUACAAUUCCAUACUGAAGGGCAUCGUGAUGACCACACAGAAAUUAGCAAGAUUCCCUUAAGUUCCAUUUCUCUCCUAGAGCUACACGUACACGUAGUGAUUAGACGCUUGCAUUUAUUCAGUGAGUGGCUAUUAUAGGUAAAUUGCAACGAAACAUGGCAUCGUUGGUGCACACCUGAUUCCUGCUAACACUCACGCUAUCAUGGCCGCUCGUCCCAUGACGAAUUUUUUUUUCGCGGGGCCAGCAACAGGGGAUGCAUUGUAUUUAUCUGUUUACACAAGUGGUUCUUGGUCUACAGCUCCGAGAUGUGAACGUCGUUUCCUGUUUAACCCAAGAAGUGUACCAACUCAGUAUUACAAUGCACGGACACACGGCACGGAUACAGAGAUGCACGGAUAAACACGCCCACUCUGACACAUGCGCAAAGAGAGCAGGACACGGAAAUGUACUCGGGUGGUAGAUGAUUUCGUAUAUGUGCACGAGCAGGACAACAGAAAGUUUUUCUACAUUGAAAUUAUGAACAACCUAUUAGUACACACACAAGCCACGCCCAUGUUGUAAAGUUUUUGUGUUUACGACAGUACCUCUACUGUCAACAACCAGGAUCGCUCGCGCCUCUCGCUGGUGGCUUUGCCGAUGGGUCUGAUUUGGUAUUUUCGCUUAUUUUCGCUACCAGUUUAUAUAUACCUUGUAUGUUCUCCCUCCCUGUAGCAUGGUUGCCAACCUAUAAGCGUGACACCGAAACUAAGUCUUGUAUUUUGCCUAUAGUACGUAACAGAUUGCGUUAUUGGUUUUGCGCAUUUCGCGAAGCUCUCUUUCGGUCAUGGGCGUGCGUAGAACCAUCAAAACUAUCCCUUACGUACGCAAAGGCGAUAGCGUACGUAACAGAUAGCGUUGGUGGUUCUGCGCACUGCGCGAAGCUCUCUUUCGGUUAUGGGCGUGCGUAGAACCAUCAAGACUAUCCCUUACGAUGUACUAAAACCUGUGCCUUGUUGUAUCCACGAUAGGAACACCGGAGUGCGGAUUAUUUCUCCUGCAAACCAUGUAAACAUGAAGAUAUCACGCCCUCCUACUCUUACUGCUUAUCGACACCAGACAAUUUCGCCGACGAGAAACAAACCUUAUCUCUUACAUCGACACCCUCACACAACAACCUCUUUUUUUUUUUUUUAUCCCCAGUUUUGGUGAAAGGCGUCUUAACGCUAAUUGAACGAGGCAUAUUUGUUGAGGUUGGUUCUCGCAAGGACACAUCGCUAAAGUGCAUGCCAUGAAGCAUCACUUCAAGUAAAUAGUAAAAAGUAGCACAGUAAGCCCUAGUGAACAGUAGUAAAUUGUAAAAUAAAUAAGAAUAGGAUAACACUUUGAGAACAGAAGUGCAAUAAAGAAUUAGAAGACAACAAUUUCCUUUUGUGUCAAUUUGAUUUAGUUACUAAUGCAGCUCUCCCCGUAGUUGCGAAGAAGGAGGGAAUAUGUUUAUUAAGAAAAAAGAAAGGAAAGGUCAGCCAGACGGAGGUCGGCUUGCUAUUCCAAAAAAAAAUGAAAAAUGGGGGAAGAAAAGAAAAUGAAAAGACAAAGAAGAAAAGGAAAGGAAGAACACAAAACCAACUGAAAAGUCACAGACACGGUCACACAGUCACAAGGCGUUGACGAUGUUCGAAGCCUGGAGAAAGCGGAGGAGCGCAGUGGUUUCUGCCGACUGGGUCGACUGACGAACGGGACCCAGUAAGGAAGCCAGUGUCAUAGUGCCGUAGCCAAGCUGGGAUAGACGACGACAGAGGGCGUCACGGUGUAGAAGGUGUUGCCGGCAGUGUAGGAUGCAGUAGGGAAUAUCACCCACCACGCCACAGCUAGUGCAGAGGGGAGUGCUAGACUGACCCAUUUUGAACAGUUGCAGCGGUGUGCGGGCGACGUUUAGACGAAGACGGUGCAGGAGCGAUUCCUCGUGACGAGUGCAGCGACACGUAAUAAAGAAGUCCACUGCGGGGUCGAUUGGUUGCAGGUGACUGUUGUAUGAGGCAGCCUCAGCUCUGAACGCUUGGGCCCGAGCAGCACACCGGUGGCGUAUAGAUAUACAACAAGCAGAAACAGUAAGGGGCAGAUGAACCGUAGCAUGAGUCACCACCCAGGCAGCACACGACAUCGGGCCGAUGUUGCAUCGGGCAAGUUGGGCAUGUCGGCCCGAUAUAUCUCUGACACUGCCAACUUGUGGCCGAUAUACAACAGAAGCUGGCAAUGUCGGCUCAAUGUUGACACAAAAAAAACGUCAUGGCGCCGACAAUGCGAACUUCCAGCAGAUAUCCCCCUGAAGUUGGCAAUGUCGGCUCGAUGUUGAUCAAAAUCAGCGACAUGUAGCCGACAAUGCCAACUUGCAAGAGAUAUCAUCCCGAAGUUGGCAAUGUCGGCUCGAUGUUGAUUGAAACCAGUGACAUGCAGCCGACAAUGCCAACUUGCAACAAAUAUCACGCUGAAGUUGGCAAUGUCGGCUCGAUGUUGAUUGAAACCAGUGACAUGCAGCCGACAAUGCCAACUUGCAAGAGAUAUCAUCCCGAAGUUGGCAAUGUCGGCUUGAUGUUGAUCGAAACCAGCGACAUGAUGCAGCCGAGAAUGCAAACUUGCAAUGAAUAUCCUGCUGAAGUUGGCAAUGUCGGUCGUGUUCUGUCGUGUCGGUUCGUUAUCUAUUCGAGGGCCAAACUUGCAAUGAAACAUGUUUUCACAAAUGUCUAGUGCGCUUCAUAGAAGCGGUAAUUAAAUAUGCAAUUAUAUAAUAGCACAUUACACUGACUGAAAAUGAAAAACAUGCUUCCUUAAUUUUGCAUGCUACACCACGUAAACGUAUAUAGGAGGACAUUCACAAAUUAGCGUCCUGAGUCCUUCGCAGCUUGGCAAAAAUCCCUGGUGAAUUUGCAGAGGCGUAAGGAGCAGCAUUGAUAAGCAUGACGACGUCACUCGGGGUUCCAAAGAGAGUAAUUUAUCUGUUUGCGGGCAAAAGUUGACACAAAAUAUGUUUUCACAAAUGUCUGGUGCGCUUCAUAGAACCCCCGAACCCGAACCAUGGAACCCGAACCCUGCGCCGAAGAAAAGGCUGAGGCUCCCAUCACCACCCUGUGACAGAGACGGCCUGACUUGCAGUCCUCUGCACGAGACACAAUGGCCAUCGAGCAGUGCCCUUGUGACUUCACAGCGAGAGGCCAGCAAUACAAACAGCGAGCCUGUGAUGCCACUUGGUCCAAGCAGUGUCUCGUUCAACCAGGACACACACUCCCAGGGACAGUACUCUCCACCUAGUUGCAGCAGACUUGCAACAGCAGCUCACGACACUGAAGAUGGUGUCACCCAGAGCCCUGAGGGACCUCUCGCAGAGGGUUGCUGCGCUUGAAGGGCAAGGGGGAGCCACAGUGCAAACUGGGGACAGCAGCGGUAUCCUCGAGGAGCUUUUCAAGGAGCCACUGUCCACCAUCCAGGAGUGGGACGCCCUUGAAGAGGAACUCCAGGACAGCGCCACAAGGAAGGCCGUAGUAAGUGCCACAAAUAAGUAAACCUCAUGUUAUUUGGCAUAGCCCAACCAUACUUACAAUAUCUUAAGCAAGUGUCACUGCGCCUACUGCACACACACAAGUGACGAUGUCACAUAGAGGACUACAGUAGUGUACAACCGUUUUUGUUGUUAGCCAAUCAGAGUAGUAUACAAAGAAUAUUACUGGGGAGGGAGAGUUUCCCAAGCUAUCUUUACAAACUCUGAGGAAAAGCAAUAUGCUGAAGGUUGUCAAGGUAACUUGAUCGAUUUAUGCAAUACAGGCCAGAAAUACUUUGCCUACACAGUCACUUACAUGUACGCUCUGUCAAUCUGCCCUUAUUAUUAGUAGUAGUAGUUGUAGUAGUAGAAUCAGUAUUACUGUGACGUCUACACAGACUACCAACUACUUACGCUAUUGUUAGUAUGGCAUUUUGCCCUUUUGUAUUGUGAGUGACCUCUGUGUGGUAAAAUGUAACGAACUAUUUUCAUAUUGUUUAGAUGAGCCGACUUGCUGUUGUAGGGGGAAGCAACCUCAAUGAUGUGGUGCGCCUCAUCAUGGAGACCUGCACACGAAAAUCCCUGCAGCAGCAGGUAACGGUUGAGGGCCGUAAUGGUAAACGGGCCUUCAAGGGUACGCAAUUAUUCGCGUGCGUGCUUGGUAAGUCACAUUUUGCAUGUUUUUGCCUUGCUUUUAUAUUGCCCAUCUUUCCUAAAUAAUGAAAGCUGUGCUGAGUGAUGAACAUGAGACUGAUCUUGCAGUUCAUCAGGUUCCUUCAGUGUAUUUUCUCGGAACCUGUUACUGUGGUUUCAUCCUGAUACUCAACGUGAACAUGUAGAUCAAUCGGCUGUUGGCAGUCGCCUGGGAAACUUCUGCAAGAUUCCAUGAGAAGAAUGAAACCCAUGAUUUGUAUGCUCAACUAAUAGACUGGGCUAGUGCAUUUUCUUCAUAUGUGUACAUAAAUUAUUAAGUCCAACAUUUUUUCUCAUGAAUAGGUGAAAUUUUCACAGCUUUUCUCAAGAUAAGGUUAUCCUUAACACGUUAUUUGUGUGGUAUUAGUAAGAAUCCCAAUGACAUGUAUGAGCUGAUUGAAAUGCAGGAGCUGCACCUUAUGGUCGUAUCUUGCUAUGAUAUCAGCAACACCAAAAAUUAUGAAGACAUGUACACCUGAAACACCCUUCAAUGCUAUCUCACAAGAAACAUCACUUCACGUGUGUGUUUGGUGAGUGGUAUUUCGGUGGUAGUUAUCCUUCGCUGCUGCUCAUGUGUUACAUUAGGAAUGUAACAGAGCCUCAUUAGUUUCGUGGUUGUGCCAUUGAUUAUAUGGAAGCAUGAAAACUGCAACUCUAAUAGAUGAACAACCUUUUUUUGUGGUGAUUGUUUGUGAAUGUGAUAUACAUUUUCUGUAAAUUAAUAUGUGCUGUUUUAUUUUUUUCAAAGCGGCUGUCCACAAGCGGAUGAAUAUCCUCAGCAUUGAGGUCACCGACAAGGAAAUCACCUCCAGAAUCGGCAGGUACCUCAUGUGUGCCAUAGACAGGGAAGGCGGGAGAAAAGAGAGGUUGACGAAAGAUAAAUAAAUGUGCAAU
Molecule: messenger RNA, 5997 nt
Organism: Ornithodoros turicata
Lineage: Eukaryota; Metazoa; Arthropoda; Arachnida; Ixodida; Argasidae
Exons: 5
Coding region: 3901-4275 (124 amino acids)
Source: RefSeq, a predicted model, not a curated record